Tricharina praecox is the source of this 1216-nucleotide messenger RNA. RefSeq lists its product as uncharacterized. Bases 145 to 990 code for a protein of 281 amino acids. Lineage: Eukaryota; Fungi; Ascomycota; Pezizomycetes; Pezizales; Pyronemataceae. The record is from RefSeq and is a predicted model, not a curated record. The transcript has a single exon.
UGUUACGAGCAGCAGUCACAUCCACAUCACAUGCAAAGUAAAUAGUCGGAAUUUAAACACGCAUCGUCCCCGCCUCGCCGGAUCCGCGGAUCUUCGCCCUAGUGCCGCCAAGUCUCGACAACCUGCACACUACCAUCGGCAUUUAUGUACGACACUUCUCGAAGCCCACCCUGCAACAUUUCCCACCAGUACAUACUCUACAUAUCCCGCAACAAACCGCCUUGUGAAUCGCUCCUAGUCACCCACCACUUCAGAACCCCCACCAUGAACCGCAAUCUCGACAUCCUGUGGGAAAUCAUCCUCUCGCUGAUCAAUCAACCUUCGCCGCGCAGUCUCUACUGUUUCCUCGCCGCCAAUCCAGACGCAUUCUCCAUCUUCGGGGUUCACGGCACCUACCCGCUGACCCGUCGCGUCACCUCGCUGGAGCACGACCUGAUCUCCCGUCUCGAGCGCGCCGUCUCCGAUUCCACAGUGAAGGCGAAUGCCGCUGAUGCGGCCGUUGUCGCCGCGCAGGCCGCCGUAGCCAGUGCGGGCGCGCACGAAGUGCAGGAGGUCACUGCCACGGUGAUGGCCGCAAUGGAUCAGGAAGCGGCCGCGAGGAAGACUACGAAGGACGUGAGAGAUGCCGUGAUUGCGGUGAAACCGAUCGUUCUGAAAAGCUCGAACUCCAAGAUGAUGGUGCUCGAUGAGAACAACCCCGUGCUCGAUAAGGAUCUGAGGGACACCGUUCAGACUUUGGUGCAUUGGCGGGGAUUCCGUUUCCGACUGUUUGAGGCGGCGGCGAAGGUCCCGAUUGUGAAGCCCCGCUUAACAGCCCCAAGCUCCAUCAUGAAAGCUACCAAAAAGAUUGUUGCCGACAUACGUCGCCGUGGACCCGAUGAGUUUGGUAACAUGUGGAGGAGGAGGUUUUUUGGGCUCGGAGAAGCAGGAGUGAGGAGAAGUGCGCGGGUGAGGCGGCUGAAGGAGAAGAAGCUUCUGGCUGGGAAAUGAAUGGUGCAAAUGAUGUGUUCUCUCGAGGUGUUGCGGUGUCACACGGUUCUGUGAUGCAUAUAUUUCGGUGUUUCGAUGGACUCGUGUGUCCUUCGUUUUGCUUCCUUGUGUUUCGGGAUCCAAUAACAUCUUAUUAUGGACUUCUUUUCUGUGUAUAGUACCUUGGAGCUUGAAUGCUUAAUAAGUUCCCAUCUGUCCUACAUCUGCGUAUUUCGGACACGAUGGC